UUUUUUUUGCACACAGAAGCUCUCGGCCGGGCGCGCAGCGGCGGCGGAACUAUAUCACGCAGCGUCGCUUAUCACGUUUCUCAAAGGAAAGCCCACACGAGUCAUCACCAAUUCUAAAAUCGAUUGGGCAAUAUAAAAGAAGAAAUAUGUUUUGGGGUUUGUCUAUAGAGGGCGGUAAACAUUAUUCCCAAAUAGUGAAUGAAACUUUCAAUGUCACAAUGGCUGCUCUUGAGACGAGAGAAUUUUCCGGUGUUGAUUCCAAACCAACAGGCUUAGCUCAGGUGAUGGUGAGACAUGAUCGCACAGAGUUCCUCCUGUGCUCUUUACAACAUGGCCACCUUCACCAACAACCCCUUAACCUUUGCUUCUCUGAAGGUGAAGAGGUCACUUUUUUCAUGGAAGGAAAAGGUAUGGUGCAUUUAAGUGGGUACCUUAGGCCAUCCUUCAGUAUGGAUGAUGGCGAUCUGGAUUACCCAUCAAUGUCAGAAUCGGACUCUGAAGAAAGCCUUGGAAAUACAUCAGAUGAUGUACACACCCCACCUAUGUUCUACUCAAGAAUGCGAGGGAGAAAUUUAUACCAUAAACCAAAACGGAAACGCCCAGGUUGGCGGGUUACGGAAAGCGGUAAAGAUAUCGGUCGACAGGAGAAUGCAACCAAAGAUAGGCAUCCAAGAUCACAAAACAGAAGCAUAAUGCACGGAAAUGUAGAAAGACAGUGGCGUAAACGAAGGCGGCACAAGAAAAGGAGAAUGGAUGAUGGAAGAAAAGGAGGUGGACAGAGCUCAGAAAAGGAAAGAGUAUCAGAAACACCAGAAGAAAGGAAUUUAUCUCAAAGAAUGGCCAAAGAGAGAUCCAAUGAAAUGCAAUCAGAUCCUAGUAGAGUAAUAAGUACACAAAAGAACACUGAAAUAUCUAGCACUUUGCCAAGUGAAUCAUUUACAAGGACUAAUAAUAUGCCUGCCAAUGUCCACCACCAUGUGGAUCCGUCCAGGAUGGCAGCCAUGAACAUUAGCAAUUUUUCUACUGCCAUAGAGACACACAUACGCCAGGUUUACCCACCAGUCUCAAACAUCCGUGGUAGCAUACAUGGUCCUUCACCUUUGUUACUGCAGUCACAGAAAGCUCAUGCCCACCCAAUGCAGUCUGUCCCUAAUGAAAGUAGUUUAAGACAUAGUAGUAGUCAAAGUAGAAUACCAAGUAAUCACAGCUUACCCCCAAGUGUGCACACUCAGGCGCAUCCAUUAACCACAAGUACCGGGGAAUCGAGUAGUCCGGUUAUUGUCUCGUCCAAAUCACUGCAAGUGAUGACUGUGGAUGCACCAUCAGAGAGUAUGGAAACUGUUACACCACAAAUUGUAUCAACUCAGUCGUUGGCACCUCGGACGGGCCUUACCCCAACAGACGGGAGCCCAUCACCUCACCAGGGACAAGACGACAGUGCCUCACAGGAGAGGAAUUGGAGGGACUUCCAAGCUAGGCUUGCAGAUGAGGCCAGGAAGAGUCUCUCGGCGAGAGCUGAAAGUGAAGGGGCUGUUGAAGUUGUGGAAAUUCCUGCAGAUGCAGAAAGUGACCAAUCAGUAAAGCAAGAAUCAUUACCAAUGGACAUAAAUCAACCAGGCCCUAGUCGUGACGUACCUAUGCCAAUCAUCCCCGAUGCUGUAGGGGUUGGGGGCGUGCUUAAGUACAAUAAUGAGGGACUUCCAUGUUAUUUUGACCUAACCUCUGGGCCUGAUGUCGAUACAGUGCGUUUAGCUGAAGGUUACAAUGUAUUUAUCAGCAAACGUAGGUUGGGUGACAUCGAACAGGCCUCACGAGAAUGUUCUCGAAAUCCUUGGUCAUUAUGCAUACGUCGUCUAUUGGAUGCAUUUUUUGAUCGUGAAACGCUUGCUAUGGGUAAAGCGACUGAUCAUGGGCAUUCCAAAAAUCCUAAUCGUCAACCACUUAACCAGGAAAUCAUCCAAGCGAUUAAAGCUUAUACUCGCCAAACCCACAACGUCCUAGACUCCAAACAGAACUUAAGAAUCAAAGAAUACAUAUUCACGUGUCGCCGAAGCCUUAAUACCAUCACCAAGAGAGAAGAAUUGGAAAGUAUUAGCGCUGGACUGGUGCCUGAGGCUGGGCCUCUCUGGGAAGAUUCGGCUUGCACUGGUCAACAAAUUUCACCCCGGCACUGCAACAGUCAACAAGGUGUAAAGCAAGAACCCAACUUUCUUGAUGACUUUUAUCAACUAUUUAAAGAAACAGAAUGAAAUGGAGCACAUAUCAAGCAUUUUGUAUUAGAUUUAAGCCUUGAAAUUAAUGUUUCUGCUCUGGGUAGGAAGAGGGAGACAUUGUUUCUGUCCUAGGGAGAGAAAUAGUUGUUUUGGCUCUUAGGUAGAAGAGAGAAGUUGUUUUUUUCUAUGAGAAGCUCUGGGUUGGGUAUCUUGAUAGGAAAGUGCUUCUUUUGGGAUGAGGAGAAGUUGUGAAUCACUUUUGGGUAGGAUGGGUUCCAUGUUGUUUUCAGUAAAAUUUUAGCUUUUUUUAGCUGUUCUCAGAAUUUUUGAUGAAUUUGGAGCAUUUUUUUUCAUUAAUCUUUUGUCUGUUCUUGCAUAUGUAUUAGGAAUCCAGCAACAAUAUGGUGCCAUUCAUAUAAAUUCUGCAGUGGGUGCACCUGACUUGUACACCUUUUAUGAAAUUUUGUUUUGAAUGGAAUGUAUUUCUGUACUUGUAACUUGACAGAAAUAUGGGGGUGAUUUUUUUUCUAAAAAAAAAUGUGUAAUUUUUUGUGAGAGAUAGAUUGCCAAAAUAUGGAUGGGAAUACUAUUGUAGGAUGUGCAUUGAUGCGUUGGUAGUCUUUAUUAUAAGAACUGUUCUAUAGACAAUGGUUUGAACUCGUUUGAAUACAAUUGACCUUGUGACCUCCUGAGUCUCUCAGCAGUAUUAUAUUUACUAGAUAAUUUAUUCAUUUUCACUUUAAUACUGUAAGAGUCUUAUUAUUUUUAUAUCAAAAUAGUUUUUAUGUAAAGCACCUAAGAAAAUCCCUUGUUUCAAUUUGCUUGUUUUCUCUAACUAUAAAUAUUAGGGUUCCUUGCUGUAUCGUAAUUAAUUAAUUAAUAUUUAAAUUUAUAAUUUCAAACAUGGAAUACAUGCAUGACACCAAUUUUGUCGUUUUAAUAAAACAGUUACUCGAUGAUAAAUUAGAAAUAAACAACUCUGGAGUAAUGUGUUUCAAGGUAACGAUCAAAAUGUUGUGUAAAAUUGCAUUAUAGAACAAACAGCAUGUGAUAUGCAAACUGAAACUCUUCUCCAGUAGUGUAUGGCAUACAGGCCCAUAGCCAGGUUCUUCCAAGAGGUAAUUCUCUCUGUUCCUGGGGUCAAGGGUCGAAGCCCCAGUGGGGUCGGCGAACCCCAAAGCUAGAGGAUUUUUGGGUUUUAUGGGUCUAUGCUAUAAAAGCAGAUAUGUUUGAAAACGUGUUGAGUCUGGGUGACUGGGUGAGUCUGCAGCGCAUUUGUUGGGUUUGAGGACUUGUUCAGGAAAUUUGGGGGGGGGGAGUUUCGGAGAAAAAAGGGGGUUUGCUAGAAAAGGGGGUUCUCCCGAACCAUAAAAACCCCCACUGGAUACGAACCUGGCAUACAUUAUGAAUCAAACCUAGGCCUGGCAUGGUUGUGAUACUUGGCACAAUUAUUCUAGAAACAACAAUAAAUGAUAUAUGAGAUCCAUUUAUGCAGUAGGCAUUAUAUUUUAUGACAAUAUUGCUACAAUAUUUGGUUGGUAUGAAUUCUUGCAUAUUAGUAUUAUGCUUAUUGAUGUAAUAUUGCAAGUCACUCUAAAAUGGUGCUGUGUUCAAACUAAGUACUGUAUUUACAAACAGUGUAGUAUCUGCUUGUUUCUUGUACUGUACUUCCUUAGUCAUCAUUAUUUAUUUUGAGGAAGUGCUUAGGUCUAAUUUGACUUCAGUGCACAUUAUUUAGCUGUGACAUUUCCAGUAGACUUAGUAAACAAUAUUUAGCUGUGACCUUUCCAGUAGACUUAGUACACAUUAUUUAGCUGUGACCUUUCCUGGUCUUGUUCUCC
This is a messenger RNA of Anneissia japonica, 4054 nucleotides long. RefSeq names its product 46 kDa FK506-binding nuclear protein-like. Gene Ontology annotation, cellular component: nucleolus; chromatin. The record is from RefSeq and is a predicted model, not a curated record. The coding region runs from base 147 to 2249 and encodes 700 amino acids. Lineage: Eukaryota; Metazoa; Echinodermata; Crinoidea; Comatulida; Comatulidae. The transcript has 8 exons. Gene Ontology annotation, molecular function: macrolide binding; peptidyl-prolyl cis-trans isomerase activity; DNA binding.